Trichoderma harzianum CBS 226.95 is the source of this 1380-nucleotide messenger RNA. RefSeq lists its product as hypothetical. The record is from RefSeq and is a predicted model, not a curated record. The transcript has 5 exons. Gene Ontology annotation, cellular component: cytosol. Gene Ontology annotation, molecular function: uroporphyrinogen decarboxylase activity. Bases 55 to 1152 code for a protein of 365 amino acids. Gene Ontology annotation, biological process: heme biosynthetic process. Lineage: Eukaryota; Fungi; Ascomycota; Sordariomycetes; Hypocreales; Hypocreaceae.
CGAGAGCUUCUGCACCUGCAACAUUCCAGUCUCAUUUUUUCCUCAUUGACCGCCAUGUCGCACAAUUUCGAGCCAUUGAAGAACGACCUGCUGCUGCGAGCGGCGUGGGGCCAGAAGGUGGAACGACCUCCCAUGUGGGUGAUGCGCCAAGCCGGCCGCUACCUACCGGAAUACCAUGAAGCAAAGGGCACGCGCGACUUCUUCGAGUGCUGCCGAGAUGCCGAGGUCGCCUCCACAUUAACGCUGCAGCCCGUUGAGCGCUUCGAGGGCCUGCUGGACGCCGCCAUCAUCUUCUCCGACAUCCUCGUCAUCCCCCAGGCCAUGGGCAUGCAGGUGGAGAUGGUGGACAAGAAGGGACCCCAUUUCCCCAACCCGCUGCAGAGCCCCACGGACGGGCAGUACGAGCAGGUGCUCGGCCGAAAGGUGGACGUUGCCGCCGAGCUCGACUACGUCUACAAGGCAAUCACCCUAACGAGGAAGAAGCUGGCCGGCCGGGUUCCCCUGAUUGGCUUCUGCGGCGCCCCUUGGACGCUCUUCUGCUACAUGGUCGAGGGGGGCGGGACUAAGCUUUUCGCCCAGGUCAAGACAUGGAUCUACAAGUACCCGGAGGAGUCGAAGAAGCUCCUGGCUAAGAUUGCUGAUGUCUGUGUAGACCACCUGGCUCUUCAGGUGAAGGCUGGUGCUCAGGCGGUGAUGGUGUUUGACUCAUGGGCUGGAGAGUUGUCUCCUGCUUCCUUCAAGGAAUUCUCCGAGCCUUACCUUGCUCACAUUGCGCAAAAGCUACCGCUGAAGCUGCAAGAGCUGGGAUUGGAGAAGGUCCCCAUGACGGUGUUCCCCAAGGGCGCCUGGUACGCUCUCGACUCAGUUUGUAAUCUGGGCUACAAUGUCGUCGGCAUGGAUUGGCUGCAAGACGCCGCCGAGGCUGUGAAGAUUCGAGGAGACAGGAACGUUGUCUUCCAGGGCAACGCCGAUCCCGGAUGCUUGUAUGGUUCAAAGGCCGCCAUCACCGAGGCUGUUGAGACCAUGGUCAAGGGCUUUUGGACUGGUAACAAGGGCUGGAUUGCCAACUUGGGUCACGGUAUCACCCCUGGUGUCAACCCCGAUAACCUGAAGUUCUUCUUUGAGGAAAUCCAUCGCCUGACCAAGCCCUGAUGCUGUGGCAAAGGAGAGGAGAAAAUAAAACGAAGAAAGUGAAAGAAAAAAAAAAAAGUGAAAAAGGCGGCCGGCUCUCAAUUCAGCGGCAGAGUCAGAAUAGUAUAUUGAAAUGACAAGCUGUAUUGUAAGCCCGAUCUAAAAACCAAGAAUCGCUCCGUCUGUUGAAAUACCCUUUUGGUUUUGGAUGCCGUUUCCUAAUUGAAGCCCACAAACAAUCUUUUUUUU